This is a messenger RNA of Aedes albopictus (Asian tiger mosquito), 2944 nucleotides long. Its product is annotated as replication protein A 70 kDa DNA-binding subunit. Gene Ontology annotation, biological process: nucleotide-excision repair; meiotic cell cycle; telomere maintenance via telomerase. Lineage: Eukaryota; Metazoa; Arthropoda; Insecta; Diptera; Culicidae. The record is from RefSeq and is a predicted model, not a curated record. The transcript has 4 exons. Gene Ontology annotation, molecular function: damaged DNA binding; single-stranded telomeric DNA binding. The coding region runs from base 301 to 2145 and encodes 614 amino acids. Gene Ontology annotation, cellular component: DNA replication factor A complex; nucleus.
CUCGCUAGACCGUCGUGUUGGCGAGAUGGACCGUGACCGGUCUUAGCCAGUCGUCUGACACCACAAAAAAAAAAAAGACCGUCGUGUUGUUUCUUGAAUUUGUAUGAAGAUUGUUGGUGAUUUUAACCGAUUUCUGUACAAUUUUCACGUUGUCGAUUUAAGUUAAAAUAGGAGUGAGUGAACAUUUGGAGGCGGAAGGAAGCUAAUUGAUAGUGAUUUUGAAGCGAGACGUGAAGGGAUUGCAAAUCAGCUCACUAGCAAGGCAGUUCAGGAAAGAACAGGUAUAACGCAGACGCCAAAAUGAGCCACAACGGAAUGCUGACCACCGGUUGUAUCGCGGAUAUCAUGCGGGGAACCGAGUUGGAAAAGCCCGUGGUGCAGAUCCUGGAAUCGAGGCGGAUCGCCGGUGGCGGCGAACAGUCGGAACGGUACCGGCUGUUGAUUUCCGACGGGCAGAAUCUGUACAACUUUGCCAUGUUGGCGACGCAGCUGAAUUUGGCCGAGUACACCGUGAUCCGCAUCGACCGCUACAUUACGUCGGUGGUCAACCGGAACGAGAAGGGCGAGAAGCGGGUGCUGAUCAUAUUGGAUUUGCAUGUGGUCAAGCCGGGACCAGCGGUGGGAGAAAAGAUCGGCAACCCGCAAACGCUGACGGAUACGGGCGCUGGCGGUGGUGGUGCAGGAGCGCCAUCGACUGCGGCUGCGCCGGCCAGGACGGAAUCCGCUGGAAGUGUCAGCAAUGGCUCAGCUUACCAGAACCGAUCGAUGGGCGGUGGUAUGCACGGCGGUGCCGCAUCCGGUGGCGAUAACUUGUCUCUGGAAAACACAUUGACCCAUCCGAUCAGCUUUCUCAGCCCAUAUCAAAACAAGUGGGUUAUCCGAGCCCGAGUGAUGUCCAAGUCGGGCAUCCGUACCUGGAGCAAUGCCAAGGGCGAGGGCAAGCUGUUCUCGAUGGACGUCAUGGAUGAGUCGGGAGAAAUCCGAGUCACGGCAUUCAAGGAGCAAUGCGAUAAGUACUACGAGAUGAUCGAGGUCGAUAAGGUCUACUACAUCACCAAAUGCCAGCUGAAGCCGGCCAAUAAGCAGUAUUCAACAUUGAAGAACGACUACGAGAUGACCAUGACCAACGACACGAUCAUACAAGAGUGCAAGGACGCUGGCUCGUCCAUGCCGUCGAUCCAGUACAAUUUCGUGCCGAUCUCUCAGAUUGGAAACAUGGAGGCGAACGCCAUUAUCGACGUGAUCGGAAUUUGCAAGGAAGCCGGAGAUGUGAUGCAGUUCACGGCCCGGUCCAGCGGUCGGGAGCUUAAGAAGCGUGAGGUGACCCUGGUAGAUACGAGCAGCGCGGCCGUUUCGUUGACCCUCUGGGGUGAGGAUGCCCAGAACUUCAACGCCGCAAGCAACCCGGUCCUGGUCAUCAAGGGAGCUCGCGUGACUGAAUUCGGAGGAGGUAAAUCGCUCGGACUGGUGGCCAGCAGUGUCUUGAAGACCAAUCCUGAUACGGACGAUGCGCACCGGGUCCGCGGGUGGUAUCUGAGCGUGGGAUGCGACAGUGUCAUUAACAGUGUUUCCACCAGGACCGGGGCCGGAGCGGGCUACUCUACCGAGUGGUUAACGUUCCACGAGGCCAAGGAGAAGAAUCUGGGUGCCGGCGAUAAGCCGGAUUACUUCCAGGUGAAGGCCGUCAUCCACAACAUCAAGUCGGCCAAUGCUGUGUACAAGGCUUGUCCAAGGCCCGAGUGCAACAAAAAGGUGAUCGAUCAGGACAAUGGACAGUAUCGCUGCGAGAAAUGUAACGCCGAUUUCCCGAACUUCAAGUACCGACUGCUGGUUAAUAUGCUGGUCGGAGAUUGGACUUCUAAGCGAUGGGUCACCGUGUUCGCGGAUCUGGCCGAAGAGAUGCUGGGCAAAUCCUCGCAGGACGUCGGCGACGCGCUGGAGUUCAACAAAGACGAAGCCGAGAAGAUUUUCUCCGCCAUCAACUUCAAGAGCUACGUCUUCAAGCUGCGCACCAAGGUGGAAUUCUACGGGGACUCGUCGCGGAACAAGACCACCGCCGUGGCGGCCAACCCCGUCAACCACAAAGAGUACAAUGCCUAUCUCAUCAAGAACAUCCAGGAGAUGACCGGAAUCAGCAAGCACUAGGCAGGGCUUCGGAAACCAAACCAAAUGAGCCACCCAUUUACAAACUAUCUAUUCCUAAAAACUUAAUUUUUAUUACUAUUGUUAGCCAUCCAUAUGAUGAUGAUGAUGAUGAUGAUUGUGUACCCACCAUCAGCGCAAGGAUUACCUAUGGCUGCAGAGUCAUACCGAAAGGGAAAGAUCUACCUGAUGGUUUGUUGUAGCAGGGUAAGCUAAAUUCACUGGAAACCUUCGGAAGACAACACGAUGGUUGUUAUCUCGUGACAAAGUCUGGCCACCCCACGAACAUUUGUCCAGAAACCAGUUCAUUUAGCUUCCUUAGGCUACCCCUCCCAAAAUCCCAAGUAUUGUGUAAUUUAAAUAUAAUUAAUUAUAUAGUUGAACAAUUACCUGGUAUUACCUGAAAUAGUAAAUAUUAUUGUUAUGAUAUAUAGAAUUUUAAUUGACCUACAUUACAAUCACAACUUUAUUUACCUGAACAGCGCCGAAACAAAUGGUUAUUAUAGUUAUUAGCUACAGUUAAAAUCAAGCAAAUAACACUGAAACAAAUAGAGUAUCAGUAGUGAAAAACCAAAAACCAAAAUAAAACAGAACACAAAAAGUAAACCAAGUUUUGAUCUUAUAAUUUUUCUGCUUUUAAAUUAACCAAGCUGGAGAAUUACGAAAUCAAAAUUUGUUAUGGUAGAUCUUACGCUGUAACGCACCAUUAUGAGGUGAUCUACCCACGUUACGGGUUAUUGUUAGCCAUCCAUAUGUAUAAAAACCGAUAUUCCUACAAAUAAAAAUACAGCGUUUAAAACUA